CUGAAAGUAGAGGCGCUUCUUUCGUCUGUCAGUUUCGUUACUGUCAUCUGUCUCUUUCUAUUUUGUCUGUUCUUUCAUUAGUUCUUUUUGGUGCGUUGAAAAUACAAAAUGGUUAACGUACCGAAGCAACGUCGAACCUUCUGCAAGAAAUGCAAGGUCCACAAGCCACACAAAGUGACUCAGUACAAGAAAUCCAAGGAACGUCACGCUGCGCAAGGUAGGAGACGUUACGACAGGAAACAGCAGGGUUUCGGAGGUCAAACGAAGCCUAUUUUCCGUAAAAAGGCUAAAACCACAAAGAAAAUCGUGUUGAGGAUGGAGUGCAGCGACUGCAAAUACCGUAAACAGGUCCCUCUCAAGCGGUGCAAGCAUUUCGAGCUUGGAGGAGACAAGAAACGUAAAGGACAGAUGAUUCAGUUUUAAGUUAUCGCGAUGUUAAGUUAACUUUCAAAUGAAUAGACUGUUUGUAUAUAAAA
Molecule: messenger RNA, 476 nt
Organism: Leptinotarsa decemlineata (Colorado potato beetle)
Lineage: Eukaryota; Metazoa; Arthropoda; Insecta; Coleoptera; Chrysomelidae
Gene: RpL36A
Product: Ribosomal protein L36A
Biological process (GO): translation
Cellular component (GO): ribosome
Molecular function (GO): structural constituent of ribosome
Source: RefSeq, a predicted model, not a curated record